AUGACAUCAUCACAUUUCUUUUUCCUUAUACUCUGCAUUAUCAUUUCGUCGUACCCAGCUAAUGUCGCUUCGUCCAAGACCACCCCAAUUAAACCUUGGGGAAUAGCCAUCAAGCUCAUCCACCAUGAUUCUAUUCAAUCUCCAUAUUACAAUCCGAAGGUCACCAUCUUCGAGCGAGCUGAACUUGCCAUUAAUGGUUCGCUCGCCCACAUCCGCUCCUUGAGCAAAAUAAUUGCUACUCCAAAUGAUGACGGCGUUCGCGUCGGUCUCAUCCCUGCCAUUGGCCUACACGGUUUCCUUGCCAAUAUAUCCAUCGGUACGCCGCCGGUCCCGCAACUCGUGCAAAUCGACACGGGAAGUGAUCUCUUUUGGUUUCAGUGCCUGCCCUGCACUACUUGCUUCAAACAAUCUCCUCCUCUUUUCGAUCCCGCCAAAUCGUCGACGUACUCCAAUAUUCGUUGCGGUUCCCAAGCUUGCGUACAAUCUGGUGACAAGUGCGAUCCUAAUAAUGAGUAUUGCAUUUACGAGAGGUCGUAUUUUGACAAAUCCACCUCAGCCGGCUCCAAAUUUUCUUACUGCAUCGGCAACAUAAACGACCCGCAGUAUCAAUACAAUGAACUCAGCUUGGGGAACGGGGCGAUCAUGGAAGGUGAUUCUACGACUCUGGAGACUUACAGGGGUUUAUACUAUUUGGACCUCCAAGGUAUUAGCGUCGGAGAGAAGAAGCUACAGAUCGACCCCUUGAAAGUGCAGUGGUGGUUGACAGACUUCAAAUUACCUGUGGAACGUAGGCUGUCACGGGGGGAAGAUCACUGUAUGCAAAAAAUUCAGAAAUUUAUCCAGUUUCAGCUUACAGUUAAUGUUGCAGCUCUUAUUAUAAACGUUGUUGCUGCUGUUUCCUCGUGUGAUGUUCCACUGAAUGCAGUGCAGCUUCUCCGGGUUAAUCUUAUCAUGGACACCCUUGGAGUAUUAGCACUGUCUACCGAGCCUUAA
This is a messenger RNA of Syzygium oleosum, 993 nucleotides long. Its product is annotated as aspartic proteinase CDR1-like. Lineage: Eukaryota; Viridiplantae; Streptophyta; Magnoliopsida; Myrtales; Myrtaceae. The coding region runs from base 1 to 993 and encodes 330 amino acids. The record is from RefSeq and is a predicted model, not a curated record. The transcript has 4 exons. Gene Ontology annotation, cellular component: extracellular region.